AUGGAGGACCGCGCCGACGAGGGGAUGGGGCCGCGUAACAAGCGCGUGAUCGCCGCGAUCGAGGAGGCUGCCUUCGCGGGCAAGGGCGACAAGCCGGUGGUCGUCGAGUUGUACCGUGACUACGCGGCCAAGGUGAACAAAGCGCUGUUUCACUCGGGCGAGGUAGUGAAGGGGGAGUACGAGGGCGAGUUCAAGGCAGGUAGGCCUGAGGGGCGCGGCGUCAUGCGCUGGCCCGACGGCGACGUCUACGAGGGCGAGUUCAAGGCAGGUCGGCCGGAGGGGCGCGGCGUCUACCGGCUCGCCAACGGCGACGUCUACGAGGGCGAGUUCAAGGCAGGUAGGCCGGAGGGGCGCGGCGUCUACCGGCUCGCCAACGGCGAAGUCUACGAGGGCGAGUUCAAGGCAGGCGGUGAGAUGGAUGGGCGCGGCGUCAUGCGGUCCGCCGACGGCGACGUCUACGACGGCGAGUGGAAGGCGGGUGAGAGGGAGGGGCGCGGCGUCUACCGGUUCGCUGACGGCGACAUGGAUGCGGGCUUCGUGAAGGGUACACCCGUCGGCGAGGGCGUCAAGUGGAAGGCGGGCUGUGCGGCUGCGCUCGCGCUCGGCGCGUACGGCCUCAAUUCGCGCCAUUCUUCUUUCUGCCUAGCCGCCCUGGACCGGCUGCACGCGUGCGCGAGCGGUGGACCGUUCGCGACAUGGACCGUAGGAGGUAGGAGAUUCUCGCUGGAGGAGGCGCGGCAGACCGCCGAGCGGCUCGGGCUCCCGAUCCCCUCCCCGCUGCCCGGCGCGUGA
Emiliania huxleyi CCMP1516 is the source of this 792-nucleotide messenger RNA. RefSeq lists its product as hypothetical. The transcript has 3 exons. Gene Ontology annotation, cellular component: cytosol. Bases 1 to 792 code for a protein of 263 amino acids. NCBI's taxonomy places the organism in Eukaryota, Haptophyta, Isochrysidales, Noelaerhabdaceae. The record is from RefSeq and is a predicted model, not a curated record.